AUGGACCCCGACGUCGACGUCGAUAUGGCCCACGAUGAUGAAGACGACCAGGGUGAAAGACUCAUCAAUGAGGAGUACAAAACAUGGAAGAAGAACAGCCCCUUCUUAUACGACAUGAUUCUUGGUACGGCACUUACGUGGCCUACUCUUACCGUCCAAUGGUUCCCCGACGUCAAGGAUGAAGGGAAAACCUUUCGGACGCACCGCCUGCUGCUCGGUACCCACACGUCCGACGAGAGCUCCAACUUUUUGCAGAUUGCCGACGUUCAGAUUCCCAAAGCGCUCGCGCCGAACCCAGUCGACUACGAUGAGGACCGUGGCGAGAUUGGAGGGUACAAUAAGUCGGGAGAGGUGGCUGCAAUAAAAUGUGACAUUGUCCAGAAGAUUGAGCACCCCGGCGAAGUCAAUAAGGCGCGCUACCAGCCUCAAAACCCAGACAUCAUUGCUACAUUGUGUAUCGAUGGCAAGGUUCUCAUCUUUGAUCGUACAAAGCACCCGCUUCAUCCUUCGUCGACCGGCAGAAUCAAGGCACAAAUCGAGCUAAUCGGCCACAAGGCCGAGGGCUUUGGCCUAGCUUGGAGCCCCCACGAGGAGGGUUGCCUGGCUUCAGGAAGCGAGGAUAAAACCAUGUGUCUUUGGGACCUGAAGAAGCUCGAAUCUGAUGUCAGAAUCCUCAAACCUACACGGCGUUACACCCACCACACCCAAGUCGUCAAUGAUGUCCAGUACCAUCCGAUUUCAAAGAACUUUAUCGGCACCGUUUCUGACGACCAAACACUGCAAAUCGUCGAUAAGCGCCAUGACGAUACGACCAAGGCUGCUGUAGUCGCCAGAGGCGGCCACUUAGAUGCCAUUAACGCCUUGGCUUUCAACCCCAACACUGAGGUGCUGGUGGCCACUGCCUCUGCUGAUAAGACGAUUGGUAUAUGGGAUCUUCGUAACGUGAAAGAAAAGGUGCAUACUCUGGAAGGCCACAACGAUGCUGUCACGUCAUUGUCGUGGCACCCCAGUGAAGCUGGUAUCUUGGGUAGCGGAAGCUACGAUAGGCGCAUCAUGUUCUGGGACUUGUCUCGCGUUGGUGAAGAACAGCUCCCUGAUGAUCAAGAGGAUGGUCCUCCAGAACUGCUUUUCAUGCAUGGCGGCCAUACAAAUCACCUUGCUGAUUUUAGCUGGAACCUCAAUGAGCCUUGGCUGGUGGCAAGCGCCGCCGAAGAUAACCUUCUGCAGAUAUGGAAGGUUGCCGAUGCCAUAGUGGGCAAGGAUGAUGGCGAAUUGCCCGUGGACGAGCUUGACCAAUAG
Molecule: messenger RNA, 1299 nt
Organism: Beauveria bassiana ARSEF 2860
Lineage: Eukaryota; Fungi; Ascomycota; Sordariomycetes; Hypocreales; Cordycipitaceae
Product: nucleosome remodeling factor CAF-I subunit
Exons: 6
Coding region: 1-1299 (432 amino acids)
Biological process (GO): regulation of gene expression
Cellular component (GO): nucleus; Rpd3L complex; cytoplasm
Molecular function (GO): histone binding
Source: RefSeq, a predicted model, not a curated record